AUGCCGCUCGACGUACGUGCGUGUGCGGUGGCAUGCGGACCUAGCGUGCAUGCGAUCGCGCCGGUGAUCGCAGGGUGUGCGCAGGGAGCCGUCUCAGAUGCUGGAUGCGUGCUCGAAGAAGCGGCCUCCUUGCUCCUGCGAUCGGACGCGGAAGCGUGGGCUCGUGUCGCAGUCGCUUUCCGGCCGUGCCUGCUGGAGCUCGUGGCCCGCACAUGGGAGCAUGCUCACGCGGUACACGCCCUCGCAUACUUGAUCGGUGCCUUUGAAGAAAUCUACACACUGCUCGAGGCCUUCCUCCGGCGCCAUUAUGCUCACGGCCUACCCAUGGACGAGGCGCAUCUCGUGUCGCUCUGGCGCAUGCUCCGCGCCGCGCCGCACCUCGCACACACGCUGCAAUGGCCCUCUUCUACUCUGUACUGCGUGUUUGCGUCGCGCGAGCACGCCACGGCGACACGCUGCCUUGCGAUUGAGUGCUACGCUGCCCAAGAGCAUCUCUCGAACGCCGCCCGCGAUGCUCUCCGUGACGCUUGGAUCGGCGACGCCCCUGCUCUACUCACCCAUAUGGACGUGCGCACGAUGCCUGUGCACGAACAGCAGCGCAUCGAUGCUAUAUGGCGCGCAUGCGAGGCCUGCCCUCUGACGCCGACCGACGCGCCCGUCCCGCUCGAGUCCGUGUCGUCUAGCCUCAGCUUGUUGGGCGACAUGAUCGUCGAUGCGCCGCCAUGCACGGACGACGGCUCGGAUCCUUUUAUAUGCACAUCCGGUGCGCUGGACGCGAUCCAGCGCGUGCUUUUGCACGUCACGCUUCGCCUGCCCGUGCUCCUGUCGGGUCCCCCCGCCUCGGGCAAGACCCAUUUGCUCACCUACCUCGCUACGCGCCUGGCGCGCACGGAGCACGGCAUGCCGCCGUACCUGUCUAUUCCCCUGGGCGACCAGUCAGGCGUCGAUGCGAAAGCGCUGAUCGGCUCGUACGUAUCGAGCACCACGAGGCCAGGCACGUUUGAGUUUGUCGAAGGCGCCUUGACACGCGCCGUACGCGCCGGCAUGUGGGUCAUUCUCGAAGACCUGGACAAGGCAUCGACCGAUGUGCUGAGUGUCAUUGCGCCCCUCGCUGAGGCUCUCGGCCCGACGAAGGCCAUGGGCACGCGCCCUGUCCUCGACUUGGGCGCGCGAGGACGUAUCGAGGCCGCGCCUGGCUUUGCGCUCCUCGCGACGCGAAGCACACGGACCGGCGCGGCACGGCCCAUGUUCUUGUCCAGUGAGCACUGGGGCGAGGUGCGACUCGCGCCGCCACGUACCGAGGAUGUGCUGGCGAUCCUGCGUGGCCGAUGUCCGUCCCUUCGUGCACUGCCGUCCCACGAAUGUGCGUGCCUUGUCCAGGCAUGGUACGACGCGAUCGAGGCCUCACAGCGAGCGCCGUCGUCCGUCCGCCAACCGACGCUACGUGAGCUCGUGCAGUGGUGUGCACGACUGGACGCGAUGCAUGCCGCCAGCCUGUUAAAUAACCCCGUCGUUCAGGACGCACUCUUUCUCGAUGCAUGCGACGUCUUUUUGGCGUCGUUCGCUGAUACCUCCACCCCUGUCGCACAGAGCAUGGCGAGCGCUCUGAGCAAGGCGCUGCACAUGUCGUCGGAGCGCGCAUCGUACGCCAUGCGCGAGCGCGUGCCGGAUCUAGCUCUCGGUCAUGCAGGACACGUGCGAGUAGGCCGCGUAUCGCUCGAUCGGCUCGUGCCGGGCGCGCCGACGCUGCAGCGCUAUGCGCUCACGCGCUCGACACUAGCAUCGAUGGAGCGUGUAGCGGCGUGCAUUGCUCACGCGGAGCCAGCCCUGCUGGUGGGCGAAACAGGCACAGGUAAAACCACCAUGGUGCAGACGCUGGCAUCGCUGGUCGGCCAGCCGAUCACGGUGAUCAAUUUGAGCCAGCAGACGGAAAGUGGCGACCUGCUCGGCGCGUUCAAACCACUCGAUCCCAAGCGCCAGGCCGCCGAUAUCCACAAUGCCUGGACACGUCUCUUUGAGCGCACAUUCUCGCUCAAGCGAAAUGGCGCGUAUCUGGACGCGGAGCGCAAGGCGUUUUUCGCCGGCAAGUGGUCGCGACUCGCGAAGCUUUGGUCCGAGUCAUGCCGCCUGGCCCAGCGUGAAUUGGCCGCGCAGAGCGACGCACGCAAGAAGCGGCGCACAGACGGCACACUCGAUGCGUCAUGGCGCGAUCUGCUCGAGCGCGUCACGUCUUUUACGGCCAUGUUUGCGUCCGGGCAGCGCCGCCACUUUGCGUUCUCGUUCGUGGAAGGGCCGCUUGUGCGCGCUGUGCGCCAAGGACACUGGAUCCUGCUCGAUGAAAUCAACCUCGCGUCGCCCGAGACGCUCGAUUGCCUCGCGCCGUUGCUGCAGUCGCGCCAUGGCAGCAUCGUGCUCACCGAACGCGGCGACCUCACACCGGUGCCACGCCAUGCGCAGUUCCGCUUGUUUGCGUGUAUGAAUCCAGCGACGGAUGUCGGCAAGCGCGACUUGCCACCGAGCGUGCGCGCCCGCUUCACCGAGGUGUAUGUGCCGAGUCCUGACGCUGAUCGCGACGCGCUGACGAGUAUCGUGAGUCAGUACAUCGGCCAGGAGGCCGUGAGCGACAAGUCGGCGAUCCUCGAUGUGGCGGAGUGGUACACGGCUGUCCGCCACGCUGCUAUGCGCCACGAGCUGGCCGACGGCGCGAAUCAGCGGCCGCAUUACUCCGUACGCACGCUCGCACGCGCCCUGACCUUUGCUGCGACGCUCGCGCCGUCGUAUGGCUUACGCCGUGCCUUGGCCGAGGGCGUGCAGAUGUCGUUCGGUAUGCUGCUGGACGCGCCCAGUGCACUUGCCUUCUCGAAUCUUGUGCAGCGCCAUCUGCUCUCGCAUACCAAGGACCGGCGCAUCCACGCGUCGUUCGUGCCGCCUGCGCCGCAUUCCCAUGCCAUUCAGGUCGGUGCUUUUUGGCUCGAGACCGGACCGGUGCCGUCCGAUGACGCGCCUGAUUACGUCCUGACACCCAGCGUCGAGGCCAAAAUCGGCGCAUUGGCCCGCGCAUUGGUCACGCGGCAGAGUCCCGUGCUCAUUCAGGGCCCGACCAGUGCAGGCAAGACCAGCGCCGUGGAAUACCUCGCCCGCCGCACGGGGCAUCGGUUCGUGCGCAUCAACAACCACGAGCACACCGACGUCCAAGAAUACCUGGGCGCGUACGCUUCCAAUGCCGAGGGCCAGCUUGUCUUCACCGAGGGCCUACUCGUCACCGCCCUGCGCCGUGGCGACUGGCUCGUGCUGGACGAGCUGAAUCUGGCGCCGACGGAUGUGCUGGAAGCGCUGAAUCGUCUUCUGGACGACAACCGCGAGCUGCUCAUUCCUGAGACCGGCGAAAUCGUCAAGCCGCACCCCCACUUUAUGCUGUUCGCGACGCAGAACCCGCCCGGUGCGUACGCUGGCCGCAAAAUGCUAAGUCGCGCCUUCCGGAACCGCUUUGUCGAACUGCACUUUGACGACGUGCCUCAGUCGGAAUUGGCCUCCAUCCUCACCACACGGUGUGCGAUCCCUCCCUCGUGGGCUGACAAGAUCGUCGCCGUGUUUGCUGAGCUGCAGCGCCGUCGCGAGUCUGGCCGUGUGUUUGAGAAGCAUGCCUUUGCUACGCUGCGUGACCUGUUUCGUUGGGGCAUGCGCGGCGCCGAUGGGUACCAGCAGCUCGCUGAGACAGGGUACAUGCUCCUGGCCGAGCGCACGCGACAUGCGCGCGAUGCCGAGACAGUGCGCGAUGUGCUGCAGCAGGUCAUGCGCGUUCACAUCGAUCCGGAGGCGCUCUAUGACCGCGCCGAUACCCUCGCAGCGCAGCUGGGCCCUGAACGACUGGCUGCGCUGCAGAGCGCCGCGCAGCAUCACCGCAUCGUGUGGACGUCGGCGAUGCGCCGCUUGGUUUGUCUCACGGCGGCGGCCUUACAGCAGAACGAGCCGGUGCUGCUCGUCGGUGAAACAGGCGCGGGAAAAACGUCGGUAUGCGACAUUGUGGCCACGGCCUUCGGUCGGCCCUUGCACUCGUUCAACUGUCACCAAAACACAGACAGCGCCGAUCUGCUCGGUGGACAGCGCCCCCUCCGGAAUCGCGCCGCACUCGCUUCCGAAGCUCGCGUCACAGCCACCCCGCUGCUGGGCGCACCGCUGGACGACGUGCCGCUCGAGCAAGUGGCCGCUCAGCUGCGCUCGCUCGAGCCGUCCGAGGCCCGCGAUCACGCUCUUGCUCUCACGCAGCAGGCGCUCGCUUUGUUUACGUGGUGCGAUGGCCCCCUCGUUGAGGCCAUGCGCCAUGGAGACAUGCUGCUGCUCGAUGAAAUUUCCCUCGCUGAUGACAGUGUGCUCGAGCGCCUCAACUCCGUGCUGGAGCGUGAGCGAACGCUCGUCCUGGCCGAAAAGGCCGGCACGGACGUUGUGAUGACCGCAUCGGAGGGAUUCCAAAUCCUGGCCACGAUGAAUCCCGGUGGCGAUUACGGCAAGAAGGAACUGAGUCCGGCGCUGCGCAAUCGAUUCACGGAAAUUUACGUCCCGCCUGUCGAGCGUACGGAGGACCAGGCUGCGAUUAUCAACGCGAUUCUGCCUGCCUCUCUGCAUGCAUGGACGCCACCGAUGCUGUCGUAUGUGCAGUGGUUCGCUCACCGCCUGGGCGGUCACGACCACACGGGCCUAGGUGUGCGUGAUCUGGUGGGAUGGGCCAUGUUUGUGCGAGACGUGUGCGAGCGCGGCAUUUUGCCGCCGCCUCUCGCGUUUGCGCAUGGCGCGGCCCUCACGAUCAUCGAUGCCCUUGGCACGCUGCCAGCCACGGCGGCUAUGACGCAGGCGGGACUGCACGCGCUGCGCAUGCAGUGCUACCAGCAAGUCAAUGCCAUGAUUGAGCCAGCGCACUUGGAUCCGUUGGAUCCAGCCUAUCGCGCCGUCCAAGACACGCCCGAGGCUCUGUAUGUCGGACCGUUUGCGAUGCCCAAGGGCCCUGCGGCCGUGACGCGUCCGCCCUUCCUCCUCCAGGCGGCCACGACGGCCGACAAUGCGUUGCGUGUGCUGCGCGCAUGCACGAUCCGUGGCCGGAGCGUGCUUCUCGAGGGCAGUCCCGGUGCCGGCAAAACGUCGCUGAUCACGAGUCUCGCGGCCAUGACGGGCCAUGAACUUGUGCGUAUCAACCUGUCGGAGCAGACCGAGUUGGUGGACCUAUUCGGUGGCGAGCUGCCUGUCGAGCACGGUCGUCCCGGCGAGUUUGCAUGGCGACCUGCCGCCUUCCUCGAUGCGAUGCAGCGCGGUGCAUGGGUCCUGCUGGAUGAAAUGAACCUUGCAUCGCAGACGGUCCUGGAAGGUCUGAACUCGUGCUUGGAUCACCGCGGCUCGGUCUACGUCCCCGACAUCGGACGCACGUUUACCAAGCACCCAGACUUUCGCCUCUUUGCCGCCCAGAAUCCCCAGCACCAGGGCGGAGCUCGAAAAGGCCUGCCGAAAUCGCUGCUGAACCGAUUCAUCAAGGUCUAUGUGGCCGAGCUGCAAGAUGCCGAUAUCCGCGUGAUUUGCGAGCAGCUGUACCCCGACGCUGCACCGUACCUCGAUGCCAUGGUAUCAUUCCAUGCCGCGCUUCACAAGGCCACCCAGGACGGCACAGUCGGACGGCACGGUGCGCCAUGGGAACUCAAUCUGCGCGACCAGCUACGAUGGCUCCAAGUCAUGCACGCCGACCUCGGCCUCAGUAUGGCUGAGCCGCUCGAUGCACUGCGGUGCCUGUACCUUGCGCGUUUCCGUACGCCACAGGAUCGCCAAGCUGUGGCAGAGCUGUUUGCUACACAUUUCGGCGACGCAGGGCACGCGCUGCGUAUGCCGCACGCGCUCGUUUCGCCGACAGAUGCGCUGCUGGGCCACGUCCACCUGUCGCGAGCAGGUCCUGUGGCCUCGGCAUCCACACAGCUUCUACUCCCUUCUCAGCUCGCAUGCCUAGAGGGUAUGGCGGUCAGUGUGCGUCUGGGACUCUUGACUAUCAUCACAGGCCACGCCGGCACAGGCAAAUCGUCGGUCGUGCGCACCAUGGCUGCGUUGGCGGGCAUGCAUCUCGACGAAGUUCGUCUCAGCUCGGCGAGCGACACGAUGGAUGUGCUUGGCUCGUUUGAGCAGUAUGACCCUGCGUACGCACAGCGCCAUGCGGCACAAGCCCUGGAUCAAUGCAGGCGUGCGAUCCAAGCACGCUCUCACUUGAGCGACGGCGCUGCCCUCGAGGCCUUGGAUGCAUGCAGACGUUGCUUGCCGCAUGACCUUGCUCAAGCCGCACAGUACCUCGCUCCGUUCGCCACGACGGACGAAGCUGCCUCCCUCCACGCCAUGAUCGAGCAGCUCCAAGGACCGCCCCCUUCAGGCGGCCAGUUUGCGUGGAUCGACGGACCCCUCGUCCGCGCGGCCAAGCAGGGCCACUGGGUCCUCCUCGAUCAUGCGAAUCUCUGUGCAGCGUCGGUCCUUGACCGCCUCAACUCCCUCUUUGAGCCGGGCGGCAGCCUCGUUCUCAGCGAGCGCGGCAUGGUCGAUGGAGGUGUGCCGCACAUCGUGCCUCACCCCGCGUUCCGUGUCUUUAUGACCGUCGACCCCCGGCACGGUGAGCUCAGUCGCGCGAUGCGAAAUCGCGGCAUGGAGCUAUGGCUCGAUGCCCUCGACCUCGAUCGGCUCACUCCGUUUGCGCGCUCGCUGUGUGCCCACGGCACGCUGGUCGAACGGGCCGUGCAAGCCCAUGCGGCACGUCGAGGCGUGCCCACCGAAAGCGCACCUCUCAGCUCGGAGCCCAGCGUACGUGCUGCCUCAGCGCAUGCUGUGCUGAAGGAGGCCGGCAUGCCCGGUGCCGCCUUCGUCGCUGCAUGCUUGCAGGACGAGACCCUCGCCGAGGCCGCUCACAUCUACGCUGCUCAAGCGCUCACACCCGCAGAGCGUGCUCUUGUACAGCAUGUGAACGUGGAUCUGCCUUCUGGUGCUUCCAAGGGCUCUUUGCUCCCCCUUGAUGCGCGCCGUCAUCCUGAUAUGCGCACAUGCGAUGAUAUCGAGCCUCGUGCCGUGGAACUGCUGGUGCGUUGCCAUAUGCGUACCGCCUCUCUGGCUGCGCCUCCGCCGGGAUCCUUGCUGUGGCAGGUGCAGGACGAUGUACACCAGGUGCCCAUGCUCAUCCAAUCCAUGCCCGCCUUCCUCGAGGCCUGUAUCCACGUCGCACAAACGGCGGCGUCGUCCACCAACGGCGGCGUCUUGGCUCAGGCCGGUACAUUGCUGGACCUCGUCUCGUUUUUGGAAAGCGCGCUGCACCACACGGACCUGGACUAUUCGCUCGUGCACGUCAUGCUCCGCUCGAUUCGGACGGCCGUCUCGGAGCUUGCGCAGCGGCAAGUAGCCGUGCCUGCGUCGCUCGUCUCGCUGAUGCGAACGAUGCAACAAGCACCUCGCGCGACACACACAGGGGUCGCCAUGCAGGCGCUGUGGAUGCGGACGCUGCCCCAUGUGCCGCCGCCCAUGCUGCCGCAUAUCACGGCUCUCGAGGCCACGUACAUGACGCAGACACUGUCGCCCUCGCAGGCACGCACCGUUCUGCAGGUCCUAGCGACGCUAUAUGUGUGCAAUGCCUCGUGGACAGAGGAGCAGUGCCGCGAUCUUGCUCGACUUGCACAGGAACUGUGCGCCUUGCCGAGCCCGACGCACACUACGUCCUGGCCGUAUGUGGCGCGUGUCCUGCCCGUCUUGCUGUGGACCCUCGCCUCAUGCCGCGAUGCGCGUCUUUCCCAACUCGUGUCGUUGUGGUCCGCCUACCCGAGUGUGCCUGCUCCAUUGGUGGUCGGGACGCAGCUGUGUGCGUGGUCGCCGACCACGACCGUAUCGCCCAUGCUCCAGAUGCGCUGGCCUCGUGCUUUUUGGUACGCACCAGAUGGCUCCUUCAGCGUGGAUGCACCGGGUGCGCAUGCCUUGCACCGUGCCGUGAUUCUCCCAGCCGUGUUGGACGCCGUGCACGUCGACCGCAUAGCCUUGUCGGCAUGGCCAUCGUACGAUGCGCAUCUCCAUGAUUUGGCCACAUCUAUCGCUACUGCGUGCGUGCCGGCUCAAGCGCAUCGACUCACCCUACUCCGUGACAUGCUGCACACUUUUACGAUGUUCCUGUCGGAAGCGCUCGUCGAGGCGCUUCAAAGCUCCUUGUCACCAGACAUGCACGCGGACGUAGAUGGACUGCAUGAAGCUGUGCAGGCUCACGACUAUGUGCGCAUCGCCCACAUGGUUCGUACCCUCUGUCGGCGAUGCGAGGCCGAUGCUUCCUGGCACUCGGCCCUACAAGCAUGGCUCCAGCACCUCGCGCAUGCCCAUGACUGUCUCAGUGCGCACAAAGGUAUCACAGAGCUCGGCAGGGCCUGGGUGCAGCUGGCCUUGUGGACUCUGCACAUCUACAUCCCUGACGUGCCACUCGAUCCUGUGGCCGAGGCGCAUGCAAAGCACUCGUUCGGCAUGUCCAUCCACGCGCGUCUGUCACGCCAAGCGCAUGUCGAAGAAGCGGCCGAAACGUUCCGGUCAGGCGGCUGUGUCAAUGCCGUGGUGCAGCAGCUACAAACAGCCAUGUCCGACGUCCUGGCCCGCCUCGAAAGCUCCCGACAUACCCGCGUCACUCGCCCUCCUGCCACGGCCCUCCUACACCGCUUGCACGGCGAAUUGUCCGGCUUCGCAUCGCAGGUCCUAGCACCAGCCCGCGUUGAGCGCCUCGUAUCGCGCAUGUCAGCGUCAGACUCUACGGCCAUCGCCGAAGAGGCUUCGCUGCAGUCGUCGCUGCAUGCCUUUGAGCACCGCUUGUGGCGCCACUACGUCGACUUGCACGACCUGACGGCGCCCGUCCUUGUGGCUCUCGAGCAGAUGCGGCUCGGCUUGCGCCUGUGUCUCCCAACAUCCCCUGUACCCGGGCGCACAGAACGCCUCGCCUCGGCCGCCACGCGUUUUCCCUCUUCGAAUGCGGCCCAAACGCUCCUCAUCGAUGCUGCCGAGCCCCGUGCCGUGUCGACGGCGGUGCCCGAGCUGCUCCUGGUGCUGGCAUGCGCGGCCUACGAAGUACAGACGACGCACUCACGCGCGGCCAUCCAAGCUGUGUACACAGCCUAUGAGCAGCUGUACAUCUUGUGGGCGCAGCAGCGCGAGUCAGACCGUGAAAAAGCAGAGGCAGAGGCCCAGCUGUUCACGUUCAAGGACGAGGAUGCCUCCGAGGAACAGGCGCGCCUAGAUGCUGAAAUACGCGCCUUGUUCCCCGUCUAUGACGAUGUACUCGAGACCCAGGCUCGUAUGCCGAGCUCGUCAGACACUCCCCGCCUCGACGAGCACGUCAUGCUACGUGUGCUAGACUUGCACAUGGCACUGUUCCCAAGCGCCAUGGCGCGCUCGACUCAACGCUCCAUGCCGAGCGUACCUGACAUGCUGGUCCAGGCGACCGACUCGCUGCUCCGCACCUCUGCGCCUCUCGUGUCAUCCAUGCCGAUGGAGAUGGAUCGGACCGCCGCAUUCCAGCUAGCUCGUAUCGCUCGUCGUCGCGCACCGCCGACGCGCUCGACGAACUUUUACCAUGAUGCUCAGCCGCUAGAAAUCGCACGUUUGAUGCCGAUUCUCGAGCGACUGCGUGCGCGCGCCACAGAGUUACUGCACGCGAUACCCGAGCAAGUGCAAUUGCAGCAGCUCGUGGAACGCUGUGACCGCAUCGCCAUGCUCGACGUCGCCAGUCCCGUCGCCAAGGGUCUAGCUGCUGUCGAGCUUUUGCUGACGCACGUCGACGAUUGGCAGACGUACGCGAGUCGCGAUACUUCGCUGCAGGCACACGCCACAGAGCUGACGAAUCUCGUGGUCGAAUGGCGCCGACUCGAACUGCACAGCUGGAAGACCCUUCUGGACGACGAGGCAGCGCGAGAAGAAGCGUCUGUGGCGCCGUGGUUCUUUUCGCUCUACGAAGCUCUCACGCGCGCGUCACACGGCCCUUCCGCGCCAGAGCUCGUCGAGCUACUCGAUACCUUCGUGCGUGGUAGUACGGCCGGCCAACUGAGCACGCGCCUGGCUCUGCUAGACUCGUUCAGCAUGUUCCGCGGUCCCUCCCACCUGCAGUCCAUUUUGCACAACACUGCAGCUUACUAUGCUCAGUUCGUGCCGGCCAUCGAAGCUCAUCUGUCUCAGCAGCGCGACAUGCUUGAUCGCGAAGUCGCCGAUUUCGUCAAAUUGGCAACGUGGCGCGACGUGAACGUAUAUGCCCUGAAGCAAAGUGCACAAAAGACACAUGCGUACUUGCACAAGUCGCUGCGCAAGUUCCGUGAUAUUCUACGUCAGCCCGCCGAUCCUCUCCUGGCAUCCAAGGCAGAUGUCCGACCCGCGAUCGCCGUGCGGCCGCUUCUGGGACCGGCCUAUGUACCGUGUGACGUCGUUCCUGAAACGGCGUCUGAUACGUACACACCCAGUGCUUUCCACGCAACUCGGCCACCUCACUUGCAAGACAUGAAGCGUACUAUCCUGCACCUCUCAGAGCUCAGCACACACACUCUUCUGCCCCAGCUCGAAUCGCAACGGUACUUGGAUGUGGUGGAUAUGGGCACAACGAUCCUCGAGACAGCCGAUGCCUUGGCCCAACAGACUCCCAGCGUUGCGAAUGAAGGCAACAUGAAACUCAUAAAGAGUCUGGCCACGCAGAAACGGCGCGCUUGGACCGAUCUCAUCAAGGCGCUUCGUUUCAUGGGCCUCUCCCCCUUUGUCACAGCCGAGCUUCUCGCGCACAAUCGAGACCCCAUGCACGUGUAUGGCGUAGCACCGCUUUCGUCCUCGCAUACCGCUCUAGGCUUGGACGCUGUGUCGCAGUACUAUGCCGCAAUGUUAGCCCAAGCCGAGCGACUCCGUCUUGCAUCCCAGUCUCCGAAAGGCGACGUCCCCGAUCUCGUCCGUGGCAUCGCGAUCGUGGAGCACAUCGUGCAACUCUGUCUGCGUGUUCGACAGCGCCUAUCCAACAUGCUUCAGGGCGCUCGUGAUGUAUGGGCUCUGGCGCAGCGUCUUGGCCAGCUUCAAGGCAAUCUGGUUAGUAUGGACCAGACUUUCGUGCUACAUGUCCAAGGUCGAGCGCACGACUUUGCUCGUCUUUUGCGUGGCCUGGAUGAAUAUAUGGCAUCUCUGCCGAUGCAUCAGCAAGUAUCACCUCUGCCCACCUCGCCUGACUUGGCACCUGUCCAAUCUUUGCAGACACGCGUUCGCGAAUUGCACGCUCAGCUAGAAGCCCUCGCUUCUGCCUUGUCAGACUCGGGCAUCACACUUUGCACGGAACAAGAGUUCGACAUGGUCGCCACCAGCACACACGUCUUACAAGAUGCGCAGAAGGUAUUCGAACAACUGGCUGAUACACCCUCACUCACGCUCUUGGCCGUGCCUAUGCGCGAUUGGCUAGAGACAAUCAGCACGCCGAUAGCGUGCCAUACUCGCGAGGAGGAUGCAGCUUCCGUCCAGUCACUGUCCGACAAAGUGUGCUCGUCGAUGUUGGUCAUCGCCCAAGAACUACACAAGCAGCCCACGCCAGUGCAGGGCGGAGACGCUUUGCCCGAACGCUGGUUCGUGGACGAAGUCUCCAAGCUCCAUGAUAUCGAUCGCAUUCUCCGACCACAAGCCGUGGCAGGCGCUAUUCGCGACGCCAUGGCCACGGCAGGAACAGGACCCGUCACCAUGACAUGUGUACAGGACAUGAACAAGUUCCUGGCACCAUAUACCCAAUGGCUGUGGACACACAUGUCUUGCGUUUCGCUGUGGAACCGGUCCAUGAUGCGUUUGACGCUCGUACUCAGUGUGCUCAUGACGUCACUCGCUACCCAAGGUUUCUGUCAGCCUCCUGAAGAAAGUCAAGGCGAAGACGACCAAGAUGCCGAGGGCGGCGAUCAGCUCGAAGGUGGCACUGGGCUGGGUGACGGUACUGGUGCGAAGGAUGUGUCAGAUACGCUCCAAGAUGACGAAAAUAUGGAGGAGCUCGAGAAGGAGGAUCAAGCGGAGGAUGACGAGCCAGAGGCGACGAAAGGCGAGGAUAAGGCACGUGAAAUGGACGAUAUGGAUGGUGACGUGCACAGUGUCGAUGGAGAACAAGGCGAAGAAGCUGAUGACGACGGCGAGGAGCAAGAGCAAGACGUGGAAGACGAAGUGGGCGAUAUAGAUCCCCUGGAUCCUGACGCCGUGGACGAAAAGAUGUGGGGCGACGAGCCUGAGAACGAAAAGCAGGGCGAGUCGGAAGCACAGGGCGGCGCAGAAGACGACCGCGAACAAGCGGGUGAUAGAAACGAGGCGCAGCAGCGCGAAGAGGGCGACGCUCAAGAUCAAGCUGAGGAAGAAGAGCAGCAAGAUGAACACUCUGGCGACAACGAUGCCGACGAAGAAGCCGAAGUCGAAGACAUGCCUGAACUCAAUGAAGGACUUGGUCGCGAGCUCGAUCAGGAAGCCAAAGAACAAGAUAUGCAGCUAGGUGAUCUUGAUUUGGGCGAGCAAGACGAAGACGAGGAAGACAACGACAUGCAAGACGAUGAAAAUCUUUCUCUGCCAGAGGGUGACAUCGACGAGAAAGAAGAUGAGACAGCCAACUUUGACGAACACGAUACCCAGGAAACUCGAAUGGACACGGAUGAGCAUGACGUGCAUGAGGGUGAGGAGCAGAAUCGUGACGAGCAAGCGUCCGAGAAAGACCGUGAAGAGGGCUCGGAGGAACAAGCAUCUGAUCCGCCUGAUCCCGAGCCAAAGACUAGGGAGGAUGAAGAAAAAAUAGACGAGGUCAAAUCCUCGGGCGACAAGCCCCAAAAUGCUCGUGCGCCGCCGCCGAUGCCAAUGGACCAGCAUCAGCAUGAAACGCUGGGUGAGAAAGACUCGGAUCCGAUGGACUUCGAUGCAACUCAUGAAGGUGGCGGCGAAGACACCGGCGGUGCAGCCGGGCAACAAGAUCGGGCCAAAGGCGAAGCGGGCCAAGCAGAUGGCUCGUCGGCUACACAAGACCAGGGCGCUCACCAAGAUGCAAACGAGCAAGCUGCACAGGGCACAGGAGACGAAGAAAAGUCCGAAGCGCAACCAAACCCUACGCAGAGCAUUGCCGAUUCGCUUGAUCAGUUCCGCCGAGACGUGGAAUCUAUUCGCGAGGCGACACAGCACGACCAAGAUGCAGCCAUGAAAGACGGCGGUGUUCCUGAAUCUAGUGACAUGGAACACGUGGCGCAUGACGAUGAUGCUGAUGCCCAGGCUCUUGGCACGGCCGAUGAACAACAAGCCCAAGCUAUGAAGCAACUAAGUAUGGACGAUGACAACGCAGCAGGAGAAACCUUGGCGAUGCCAGAACAGGACCAGGACAUGGACAUGCCAGACUCUUCCGCACCUCCCGAUCUUCCCGAACCCGAAGGCUCGGGCUCACAGCCCCGUGGAGCCCGUGAAGGUGCUAUGAUGGCCUCUGACGUGUUGAAUAACCACGGCACAGAGGGUGACAAUGAUCUUCCUAAGGAAGAAGAGGAUGAAGAACACAUGGAGCCUAUUGCAGAUGAACAGCGUGUCGAGGCUGACCAGCACGUCGCCGAAGAGCUAGAAGAAUUCCGUACAUUCGAUGCCGAUGCGAAUCGCGCGUCAGAGCUGUGGCGUUCUUACUCGGCGCUCACAUCCGACUUGGCAUUCGGCUUAUGUGAACAGCUGCGACUCAUUCUCGCGCCAACGCUUGCCACGCGUCUAAAUGGCGAUUACCGCACAGGCAAACGCCUUAACAUGCGUAAGAUUAUUCCGUUCAUCGCAAGUGACUUCGCCAAGGACAAGAUCUGGCUGCGGCGUACCAAGCCUUCUGCCCGCGAGUAUCAAGUCUUACUGGCCAUGGACGACAGCAAAAGUAUGGCUGAGAGCCGCAAUAUUCACCUAGCGUACCAGACACUUGCGCUCGUGUCUGGUGCACUGACCCGGCUCGAGAUUGGUGAUAUUGGUAUUUGCCGCUUUGGCUCGCAGAUGGACAUGCUUCAUGACUUUGGUUCGACAACCUUUACAGAUCGCCAUGGCGGUCAAAUCCUCCAGCGCUUGCGAUUCCAGCAAACUCGUACGGAUAUGUUUGCAUUGCUUGAGCAAAGCAUGCGUGUGCUCCGCAGGGCAAGAGAGCAGCAUGCCUCAGCUUCUGCAGCUGAUUUGUGGCAGCUCGAGAUUAUCAUUUCUGAUGGCGUAUGUCAAGACCACGCCAAGCUCAAGGCACUUCUGCGCCGUGCGGCAGAGGAGCGCAUCAUGAUCGUGUUUGUGAUUGUGGACGCAUGCGACGAAUCAGCUCCAGCCGAUACCCAUCAAGCACAGCGUAGCUCGAUUCUCGCGAUGAACCAGGUCAACUACCACAUGGACGCUGCUGGCAAGUUGCAGCUGGAGAUGAAGCACUACAUUGAUACCUUCCCCUUUGACUACUAUGUCAUCGUGCGUGAUGUGCAGUCCCUCCCUCAGGUACUUGCCACUACACUAUGCCAGUGGGCGGAGCGGAUUCGUGAUGCCUAA
Messenger RNA from Malassezia restricta, 14529 nucleotides. Its product is annotated as midasin. Bases 1 to 14529 code for a protein of 4842 amino acids. The record is from RefSeq and is a predicted model, not a curated record. The transcript has a single exon. Gene Ontology annotation, biological process: ribosomal large subunit assembly; rRNA processing. Gene Ontology annotation, cellular component: preribosome, large subunit precursor; nucleus. Gene Ontology annotation, molecular function: ATP hydrolysis activity; ATP binding. Lineage: Eukaryota; Fungi; Basidiomycota; Malasseziomycetes; Malasseziales; Malasseziaceae.